AAGCAAAGUGAUGGAUAAACGCUGAACUAUCUAUAUAAUAGUCUACAUAUUGGGAAUAGCGGCUCGGGAAAAAAGUUAAAAUGGCUUGUCCAUUUCAGCAACUACAAAGCUGUAAAAGUAGUGGCAAAGCCCCAUUCAAAAGGGCAUUAACCACCAGACAAGGCUCCCUGCAGAUCCCCAUCGAAGAAGAGGAGGAAGAUAAAAAUACUUUGAAUCUGAAACACCUCAACUCCGCUAUACUUAUUUUAACAAAUCCACCGAACGAGACUGUGCACCAAGCCGUAAAAUCGUUAAUCCAGAGGGAGCAAGAAACGGAACCGGAAAAAUACGAAUGUUUGAGAAAGUUACCGCAGAACAUCUCGAACUGUCAACAUUACGCCUAUCUCGAAGACGUGUUCGAUAUUCUCCGCUGGGAAACAGAUAUUAAUGAAUCGGAUUUUUUUGAUAAAUUGGGUCAAGAGCUUAUUAGCACAUGCUGUACUGAUCGAAUGGAAAGAGCAUUCAAAUGCCUUGGUGGUAAUCUUGAAGAGUUCCUAGCUACUCUCGAUGGAGUCCAUGAUGUACUCAAAUAUCAGGAAAAUUCUAACGACGAGGACCAUCCCGAAUCCGAAGCUGCCUUUAUAUGUAAUGCCCUAGAUGAUUCCCAUUUACAUCUAGAUUUCACGACUGAACGACCUGCUGUAGCGUAUCUCUUAGUCGGAAGUUUAAAAGCAGUCGCAAAGAUAUUGUACUUCACCGACGUGGAAAUAACAAUGACUCGCAGUUCAGACGACAAAAGACACUUUAGAUUUCAAAUACAUAAACUAGGUCCAGCAAUUGGAAAUGGCGCUAUUUAUUCAAGCAAUUCCAGGCCAACUGAAGCAAUAGACAAUCUACCUAUAAGUAUACCGAUGUUUUGUAGAGCUUUUCCCUGGCAUUUUGUUAUAGAUAGAAGACUAGAACUUGUGCAGUUGGGCAACGGAUUCAUGAGAUUGUUUGGACGACUGUUGAAAUCCAACGGAACUUCCGUCUCGACUUACUUCGAAUUUAACCGACCGAGAAGUUUGACGCUUUCUUUCAACGAAAUUGUGAAGAGAGCAAAUACACCCUUUGUUCUUGCCCUAAAGCAACAUCUAGACGACCAGUCCUUUCAAGCAAACAAUCUAGAACUUAAAGGGCAAAUGGUACAUUGUCCCGAGUCCGACUCCAUCCUCUUUAUCGGUUCCCCUUUCAUCGACGGCUUAGAGGGGCUGACUGGAAGUGGCCUAUUUAUUUCGGAUAUUCCACUACACGACGCAACAAGAGAUGUUAUUUUAGUAGGAGAACAGGCUAGAGCUCAGGAUGGUUUGCGUCGAAGAAUGGAUAAACUUAAAAGCUCUAUAGAAGAAGGAAAUCGUGCAGUAGAUAAAGAACGCGAAAAGAACGUUAGCUUGCUACAUUUAAUAUUUCCGCCGGAUAUAGCUAAACGUCUUUGGCUCGGAGAAACGAUAGAGGCCAAGACACACGAGGAUGUGACAAUGCUUUUUAGCGACAUCGUGGGAUUUACGUCAAUUUGUUCGACGGCCACCCCAAUGAUGGUGAUAAAUAUGCUUCAAGAUCUCUACAAUCAGUUCGACGUUUACUGUGGACAGAUUGAUGUAUAUAAAGUAGAAACAAUAGGAGAUGCUUACUGUGUAGCAGGAGGACUGCACAAAGAUACCAAAACACACGCUCAACAAAUUGCAUGGAUGGCAAUGAGGAUGAUCGAGACAUGUUCCUUCCAUCAAACUCACGAUGGACAGCCAAUCAGGAUGCGGAUAGGACUCCAUACCGGUUCCGUAUUGGCAGGAGUUGUGGGAGUUAAAAUGCCACGAUAUUGCAUGUUUGGUCACAAUGUCACCAUUGCGAAUAAAUUUGAAUCGGGAAGUGAACCUUUGCGAAUAAACAUAAGUCCCACCACCCACGAGAGACUACUUGCGGUUUCUGGAUUUUCAUUCGAAGCCCGCGAUCCCUCUUGCCUUCCCAAAGACUUUCCCGGAAAUAUCAAGGGGACCUGUCAUUUUCUCACUGGAUACAAACAUCCUGACGUACCUGAAGAUGAACCCUUAGUGGACCACAUCGCAGCUGGACUACGAGAUAUAGGUUUGUCUGGGGAACAUGCUCAAGAAUAAUAAAAAAUUAGCAAUCUAUUCCAUAUUAGCGUCCAGCUGGAAUAUAGAAAAUAAAUGAGUCAGUAUUCAUUAUUAUUAGCACUCGUAAUCAUAAAAAACGAGUGGUGAAUUUUGAAGAAUCUCCCGUUGACUUAAAAAAUUGAAAAAUUUGCGAGUUGGGCUAACUCCUUAAGAAUAUGCUGUUUCGAUUGAAUAGUUUUUUUCCUUGUUUGUACCUUAUAAAUUGGGGUGGAGAUAUGUUUUACACGUUGCUAUCAUUAGAUAAUCAAAAAUGGCACAAACCUAGCAACUAGGCAGCUUCUAGACAAAACUGCAUUAGAAACUCCUAAAAUUAAGACAUCUGUAUUCUUAUAAGCCAAGUUAAACUAAAGCUAAAGCAAUAAUGGGUGAUAGAGCUUUACGUAUUCGAAACUAGUAGUUAAUCUGAAUUGUAAAUACUAGUUAGGAAAUAAUGCGGAUGUUUGCUGAGAAAACGAUAAAAAUAUUCACUAAUCAUUAUAUCAUUUAAUGCACCGCGCAUGAAAUUUAAUGAUCGGUUACUUAAUUAUUUCAUUGUCGCACUUAUUAUUGGGCCUCAAAUAUGCCCAAAACUCCUUUAUACAAUCUGACUCGUUGAAUGAACCUGAAUUGCAAUCGUAAUCAUGAAAGCCGAAUACGCUGUUUCAUUUGCCUAUAACGAUUUAGUCUGUAUUUCAAACGUUUUAGUAGUUUAAGGUUGUCCUUUAAAUAAUACCGGGUGUCAAUUUGAAAACAUCCCACCCUUAUCAUCUUUCUCGCAGUUAAAAAUAUGUCGGAAAAAUAUAAUCGGAAAACCUAACAAAGUAAUAACUCAUGUAAAGAUUGAACGCCCUUUAUAUCGAUGUGGCACUUGACCCCCCUUCCCAUUUUAUAUAUAAUUAUAUAAAUAACAUAUAAUAUAUAAGA
This is a messenger RNA of Dendroctonus ponderosae (mountain pine beetle), 3053 nucleotides long. It is a transcript of the gene Gycalpha99B, whose product is annotated as head-specific guanylate cyclase. NCBI's taxonomy places the organism in Eukaryota, Metazoa, Arthropoda, Insecta, Coleoptera, Curculionidae. The record is from RefSeq and is a predicted model, not a curated record. Bases 81 to 2129 code for a protein of 682 amino acids. Gene Ontology annotation, biological process: response to oxygen levels; cGMP biosynthetic process. Gene Ontology annotation, molecular function: guanylate cyclase activity; heme binding. The transcript has 13 exons. Gene Ontology annotation, cellular component: guanylate cyclase complex, soluble.